Messenger RNA from Ctenocephalides felis (cat flea), 484 nucleotides. Its product is annotated as putative odorant-binding protein A5. Bases 16 to 387 code for a protein of 123 amino acids. NCBI's taxonomy places the organism in Eukaryota, Metazoa, Arthropoda, Insecta, Siphonaptera, Pulicidae. The transcript is spliced from 2 exons. The record is from RefSeq and is a predicted model, not a curated record.
AGAUAAUAUUUUUAUAUGUUUUUUUUUUAUAUAGACCCUGAUGUACCGAGCCGUAAGAAGCCGAAACAGCGCGAAUGGCAACACUGGUUAGUUGUGAACAUCCCCGGUACAGUUUUAUGCAAAGGAGAAACACUAACUGGCUAUUUGGGACCUAUUCCAUGCAAGGGUACAGGAAAGCAUCGUUACGUGUUCCUGUUGUACAAACAGCGUUGCAAGACAAAGUUCGAUGAAACUAGAAUUAAGAGCAGCUGUGCCGAUGGCAGAAGCUGCUUUAGUAUUGCUGAUUUCGCUUGCAAAUACAAGAUGGGCAACCCCAUCGCUGGCAACUUUUUCUUUGCCAAAUGGGAUUGCUCUGUUAACCAAACUCGCAAACGUCUUGGUUUAUAAAUAUUAUUUUUUAAUACGCCGAUUUCUUUAAAACCGAUUAAUUUUAUACCACUUUUUAUAUUGUAAUUACUACAGCAAAAAUGAUGAAUCAAUAAAG